UAGCGGAUCAAUAUAAGGACAGUUUGAAUGUUAAAGGUUUAAAAGAAAAUCCUUCUUAAACGGGCUUUUGGGCAUGGGAACCGCACAAUCAGCAAACCGCACAAGGUUGUUUCCCAUUCUUCCUUCAGCCCGAUAUCACCGCCUUCCUCAUUCUCCUGCUUACUUCGAUCAACCUCUUUUGCAACACCAAAACAUCAAGUUCACAGAAAUAGAAGAUCAAGUUCAAGCUCAUUGGGAAAAGUCUUCCUCUCUUGAGAAGGAAAUUCUUGGAUUGAAAUCCAGUUUCUCUAGACUCGAAACAAUGAUGCAAAAUAGUGUUUCAAAACUGCAAUCAAGGCCAGCCUCAGAGGCCAAGGUCACUGAAGGUGAGAAACAAGAAGCAAUGACCAGCCUUAAAGAAAAAGUUGACAACUUGAAGAGAAGUCUUGAUGGGGAAAUUAAGGGACGUGAAGCUGAUAAACGGACUUACAGUGUUGGAUUCUCAAAUCAAGGAAUGGCCUUUAAAAGGCUAGAAGAGAAGAAUAUUGAAGUGGAGAAAGAAAUUGUAGAGCUGAAAGCCAGAAUUGAUGAGAUGACAUCUACCAUGGUUGGAAUGGCUGCUGUUAUUGCUAAUGCUGAGUUAAACCAUGAAUCUCAUCAACCAAAGGAGACAAAUCAAUCAAGUGAAGUUAGAAUAACAGAUGUGGGGAUGAUAACAGUUUCAAAGGGAGGGCUUUACAUCAUUCUCAUAUUUUUAAUUGCAGUUCUCAUUGGUCUCAAUCUUUGACCAAAUUUGUGUUUCCAUUCUGCACAACAGCAGCAUGGGAAGGACAUCUAGUGCCUUGUUGCUCUCAGCAUUUUUUUCCCCUGAAGAAAGCUUCCAUAAAAUGUUUCAAGGAACUUUUAAAGUUACUAGGAUUGGAUUAGUGGCAAGGAGUUUAAGUAAUUUGUAUAUGAUUAUUACUUCAUAUUUCGUUACCAUUAUUGGAAAAAAAAUGAUGAAAAUUUUUCUUA
Cajanus cajan (pigeon pea) is the source of this 993-nucleotide messenger RNA. RefSeq lists its product as uncharacterized. The record is from RefSeq and is a predicted model, not a curated record. NCBI's taxonomy places the organism in Eukaryota, Viridiplantae, Streptophyta, Magnoliopsida, Fabales, Fabaceae.